AAUUUAUAUGCAGCCCCAUCAAAGUUUAAAAAACCUGUUCCUGAGAACCAAUGGACUGAUCAAAAUAAAGCCAAAAGUGAGGGUUACUGACAAUUACACCCUGUCCCUUGUGUAUACUCCUGGAGUGGGCCAUAUUUGCAAGGUGAUCCAAAAAGACCCAGAUUAACUGUACGAAUAGACGAUAGCUGGUAAUUCGAUUGCACUUCUUGCUGACGGAUCAAGUAAGCAUCUCCACAAUUACUCGAUAGAAUUCAAUCUCCCUCGGUCAUCCAAAAUGAUCCCAAAUUUAGAAGCCAUAAGUGCCUUGUACAAAGCAUUCUAUGACGUAGAUGCCUAUCCUAUUAUCUUGGAUAGAACUAUUAUGACAGAUGUAUCUGAUUAUGUGCUGGUGAUGGACAAUUUGUCACCCACUUACAAAGUAUCACCUUUUAGAUUAUUCCCUAGACUAUAGUUUUAAUUGACAUCGAAGAUACGUUAGCAUCACAAAUCCUCACAGCCGUAGAAAAUGCCAAUCUCCAAUGCACUGUGAUUAUUUCCAACUCCCACAAUCUGAGGGAGUAGCUCUAUGAUGCUGCUUUAGUCAAGGCGACUCUUGAUGCAAGAUCCAUUCUUAAACCCUCCCAAUGUGAGUUGAUCAAAAAAUCAAUCACUUCAGUUGAUUUCGCUAAUCUACCAUCUUUUUUGACAACCACAUUAAACAAGGCCUAUGCUCUGGGAUUGCAAGAAAUCUACAACCAUAAGUUGUAUCAUCCCACUGUUGCCAACGUAAACCCAGAGAUUUUCAUUAAUAAAUUAAAUGAUCUUUACAUUUAUGGAGAAGUUGCUUAUUACAACAAAUGGUCGAAUGAUCAUCUGUUAUAAAGUAAUGAUUUCAAUUAGAAUGCCUUGGAAUUACACAAAAGAUACCAUGGAAUGAUCACAAUUGAACUCAAAUUUAAUCCAAGAUCUCUAGAAGAUUUGUUCAGAAUUUAUGAAACCUCCUAUCAACAAGAUGAGUUGGCAUAACUCAGACAAAUCCUCAUUGAUGAUCCAACCAAAUUAAGAGAAAUCACCUUUAAAAAGAAUUACGCUGCCAUCAUAACUAAUGGUACAGCCAUUCUUGGUUUGGGAAACAUCGGACCUUCUGCAGGACUACCAGUUAUGGAAGGCAAAUCAGUCUUAUUCAAUGCUUUGGGAGGCAUAGAUCUUAUGCCAAUCUGUCUCAAAGAGAAGGAUCCUCAUAAAUUGGUCAGAAUCAUCAAAUGGUAUCUCCUCAUUAAAUCUUUCAUAGCAUUGCUCCCAUAUUUUCAGCCAUUAAUCUAGAAGAUUUGAGAGCCCCCGAUUGUUUCCCCAUUGAAGAAGAGGCAGUCCAUAGUUUACACAUCCCCUUAAUGCAUGAUGAUCAACAUGGAACAGCCGUAGUUAGUUUGGCUGCUGUCAUCAACUAUCUAAAAUUAACCAAAAAGAAUGUGAAGGAUCUAAAAUUAGUUAUAAAUGGAGCAGGGUAUAUUAUAAAUGUAAGUAUCAAAGUGCUGCUGGUGUUGCAAUUUGUAAAUUGUUGUAUGGACAUGGAAUAGAGGAUAUAGUCAUGUGUGAUACUUCAGGAAUCAUUUAUGAAGGUAGACCUCAAAAUAUGAACAAUUUUAAAAAUGAUUUAGCCAAGUUCACAAAUAAGGGUAAAAUCUAAGGCACUCUCGCAGAUGCAGUCAAAGGAAGAGAUCUCUUUGUUGGAGUGUCCAGUGCUGUAUUACUCUAUAUAUAUUCAACUUUCAUAGGGUGCUCUAACACAGGAUAUGGUCAGAGCAAUGAACAAGGAUCCAUUCAUCCUAGCCUUGGCAAAUCCAGUGCCUGAAAUAAUGCCCGAUGAAGCCAUUGAAGCUGGUGCAUUUAUCGUUGCUACUGGAAGAUCGGAUUUCAAUAAUUAAGUCAAUAAUUCUUUGGCCUUCCCAGGUAUUUUCAGAGGUGCCAUUGACACUAGAGCCAAAGAAAUUAAUCUAGAAAUGAAGGUAUUAUUGAUUUAAUACAAAAAGAUUGCUGCUGCUUAUGCUAUUGCCAAUAGUAUCAAAGAUUCGGAACUUAGCACAACGAAGAUAUUGCCUGGAGCUUUGACAGCAGAGAUUCCUGCCAAUGUGGCAAGAGCUGUGGCUAUUGCUGCCAUGAAGACAGGAGUUGCUAAAGUUAACGUAGAUCCAGAGAAAGUGUUCGAUCUAGCUAGAAAAUUGAUUAUGGAAGGAAAUCUAGCAGGUAUUUGAAUAAUUUAGAACAUUACAUACAGUUUAAUAAUUUUAAUUAC
This is a messenger RNA of Paramecium octaurelia, 2272 nucleotides long. Lineage: Eukaryota; Ciliophora; Oligohymenophorea; Peniculida; Parameciidae. The record is from the annotation of a GenBank genome assembly.